Drosophila serrata is the source of this 713-nucleotide messenger RNA. It is a transcript of the gene Sirup, whose product is annotated as Starvation-upregulated protein. The record is from RefSeq and is a predicted model, not a curated record. Lineage: Eukaryota; Metazoa; Arthropoda; Insecta; Diptera; Drosophilidae. Gene Ontology annotation, biological process: mitochondrial respiratory chain complex II assembly. Gene Ontology annotation, cellular component: mitochondrion.
CAUCUACGGUCAUACUGCUCUUCGGGGGCGGAAAAAUAAAUAAAGAAACUAAACGGCGGCGCGAGCUAUAAAAGCGAAACGCAGCCUCAGAUUUCAAUUCAGACGCGCACAUCCAAGCGAGUGAUAGUAACUCUCGAGUUACAGUGAAACCAAGCCAAGUGAUCAAACGCAAACAACAAGUGGGAAACCAGGAGACCUGCCGGCUUCUUGCAUAACAAUUGAAUACUCAAAACAAAUCCAAACAAAAUGCAAUCCAUGGCCAGGCAAUCGGCGCGAGCCCUUCCUCAGAUGGGCAAGCAAGUAAGCUACCUGUCGACGAGCAGCGCCUGGCGUGCAGCCUCCGUGGGCGGCAACGAUAUGGUGGUGGAGAUCAAGGAACCCAAGACGACACCCUCGCAGAAGCUGAUGGCCUUUCAGAAGAAGCUACGUGCCAAGACGCCUCUGGGCAAGCUGGACGAGUUUUCGCGCCAUCCCUACCAGGAGAAGGAGCCCCUCAAGCCGUGGCCCAACCAGACGAAUCCGUACACGGGCGAGAUCGGCGGACCGUCCGGACCCGAGCCAACGCGCUAUGGCGACUGGGAGCGCAAGGGUCGUGUCUCUGAUUUCUAGUCCCCCAAAGAGUUCCUUAGCUAGUACUUAGGCUGUUAUUUAAAUGCUACCCACUAAGACUUGAAAGCGAAAAAGCAACAAAAAUGUAUACUUAUAGUGUUAAA